Molecule: messenger RNA, 1570 nt
Organism: Arabidopsis thaliana (thale cress)
Lineage: Eukaryota; Viridiplantae; Streptophyta; Magnoliopsida; Brassicales; Brassicaceae
Product: alpha/beta-Hydrolases superfamily protein
Exons: 4
Coding region: 33-1466 (477 amino acids)
Biological process (GO): lipid metabolic process
Molecular function (GO): triacylglycerol lipase activity
Source: RefSeq, marked reviewed
CUAGUACUAUACUAACACAAAAUCGAAUCAACAUGAUGAACAGCGACGAUGACGAUGAACCGAGAGGAUAUCUGAUUCUCCGACCGGAAGAGCUCCGGCCAUGGGAACUUGUUCGUUUGUUAUUCUCCGGAGAUAUAGAGAAACCGAGAUCAGUGGAUAGCUCGGAAACCGAAGAACACAGUUUCCGACAUCGAUGGCUUAUCUUUGUCUCUCUCGUCCUUCUCAAGCUUCUUCGAUUCUUCUCCAAGCUUUUAGCUCUCGUUGGCUCCGCCUUAGAAUUCUCUUUAAACUUCCUCUCCAAUAACUCUUUCUCCGGUCUCUUCCUUCGAGGAGAAGUGGUGAUGCCGCAACGGACAUCGGAGAAUUAUCAGUCAUUUAUCGGACAUUUAGACACGAGGGUAAGUUUAGACAUGACGUUGAAUCGUGAAGAUGGAGAGAAAUACUAUGCUGCAUUGUCCAUUAUGGCUUCAAAAAUUGCCUACGAAAACGCAGCCCGUAUUAAACAUGUCGUCGAGAAUCACUGGAAUAUGAAGUAUUUAGGUCUCGUUGACUAUUGGAACGAGUACCAAGAAAAGGAAACAACACAAGCCUUUAUAAUGUCUACUGACGAAACAACAACAAGAUCCAACGGUCAAGAAACGACGGUGGUGGUUGCAUUUAGAGGCACAGAACUGUUUAAUUCCGAAGAUUGGUGUUCAGAUUUCGACAUUACAUGGUUUGAGCUCCCAAACAUUGGGAAUAUCCAUGGUGGUUUCAUGAAAGCUCUAGGGCUUCAAAACAAUUGUAGUUGGCCUAAAGAACCUCUCUCAAACCCUGAUCGAAAAUCCCCUUUAGCUUACUACUCAAUAAGAGACUCUUUGAAAACUCUGAUCGCUCAAAACAAAAACACCAAGUUUGUUCUGACCGGUCAUAGCUUAGGAGGAGCCCUCGCGAUAUUGUUCACGGCUGUGCUUGUGAUUCACCACGAGACCGAGUUGUUGGAGAGGAUUCAAGGGGUGUAUACUUAUGGACAGCCUAGGGUUGGAGAUUCCAAGUUUGGUGAAUUUAUGGAGAAGAAAUUAGAAAAAUAUAAUAUAAAGUAUUAUAGAUUUGUUUAUAAUAACGACAUUGUUCCAAGAUUGCCGUACGAUGAUAAGGAUUUGAUGUUCAAACACUUUGGCACUUGCAUCUACUACGACCAGAACUAUCAAGCAAAGGUAAUGAGAGAGCAAUCGGACGAAAACUUUUUCUUGUUGCGAGGGAUUAUAAAGAUGAUGUGGAGUGCUAUAUUGGAGUUUAUAAGAAGCUUCACUAUAGUGGCUGAGAAGGGCUCGGAGUACAGUGAAGGAUGGUUGUUGAAGGGUGGUAGGGCUUUGGGGAUUAUAGUCCCUGGUGUUUCAAAUCAUACACCUCAAGAUUAUGUGAAUGCCACUAGAUUAACCCUUCCUUGUGUUUUCCAAGUCUAUAGAGAUGUAUCCAUAACAUAAAAGGGUUUAUCUUUGUAAUUAUUGAAUAAAAUGUUUAUACAAUAAAGUGGUUUCUGGUGGUAGAGUCUCAAGAAACCUUCUGGCGGAAAAUGCAAUUCUUUCUU